UGCAUCCAUAAACUUUUCUCUUGCCUCCAAAUCCAAAUCGCUCUCUUUGUCACGGCUCAUAUUUCUUUCUCGAAACUUCUUGUAGAUUUUUCACACAGAGUGAUCGCAGGCAGAGAGAGAGAGUGGUGGUGCAGAGCGAGGGAGUGUGGAAGAGGUGGCAGAAGAAGGAGCGAAUUGCUGUAUGUCAGUAGAAUAUUGCAUAGAGACCUUUUGCGGUGGAUUUGGUGAACUCGUGAACCCCUUGCAAUGGCCUCAGCUCCGCAAAAAGCGACGCCCUGUUGUCUUCCUAAAACCGACUCCGCUCCCGUUCCCCGUAAGGCCGCUCCAGAUUGGAACGUUGUUUCGGCCGAUCUUGGUGACGAUCGAGCAGUCGAGAAAGCUUCCAUCUCCUCCUUGAUUCGUCCAGUCGAUUCGCGUCCUGAACCUUCUGCUAAGGCCUCUGCUAAAGGAGUCCCAAUCAUGUUAAGGGCACAGACCAGCCAUCCUUUGGAUCCUCUAUCUGCUGCUGAAAUCGCUGUGGCAGUGGCUACUGUGAGAGCUGCUGGAUCUACUCCUGAGGUCAGAGAUAGCAUGCGCUUUAUUGAGAUUGUUUUGCUUGAACCAGAAAAGCAUGUUGUUGCACUGGCAGAUGCAUAUUUCUUCCCUCCUUUCCAACCAUCAUUACUUCCCAAGACAAAAGGUGGGCAUGUAAUUCCUAGCAAACUGCCUCCAAGGCGAGCAAGACUUAUUGUUUACAACAAAAAGUCAAAUGAAACCAGCAUAUGGAUUGUUGAACUAUCGGAAGUACAUGCAGUGACCCGAGGUGGACAUCAUAGAGGCAAAGUAAUUGCAUCACAAGUUGUUCCAGAUGUCCAGCCUCCAAUGGAUGCGGCAGAAUAUGCUGAAUGCGAAGCUGUAGUGAAAGACUUUCCUCCAUUUAAAGAGGCAAUGAGGAGGAGGGGCAUUGAGGAUAUGGAACUUGUUAUGGUUGAUCCUUGGUGUGUUGGUUAUCACAGUGAUGCUGAUGCCCCAAGCCGUAGACUUGCUAAACCACUUAUAUUUUGUAGAACUGAGAGUGACUGCCCCAUGGAAAAUGGUUAUGCACGUCCAGUUGAGGGCAUCUAUGUACUUGUUGAUAUGCAAAACAUGAAGGUUAUUGAGUUUGAAGAUCGCAAGCUUGUUCCCCUGCCUCCAGCUGAUCCGUUAAGGAAUUAUACUCCCGGUGAAACUAGAGGUGGUGUUGAUCGAAGUGAUGUGAAGCCUUUACAGAUUGUUCAACCCGAAGGUCCAAGUUUUCGUGUUAGUGGGUACUUUAUAGAAUGGCAGAAGUGGAAUUUCCGCAUUGGGUUUACACCGAGGGAAGGUUUGGUUAUAUACUCUGUUGCAUACACUGAUGGCAGUCGGGGUCGAAGGCCUGUUGCCCACAGGUUAAGUUUUGUGGAGAUGGUUGUGCCUUAUGGAGAUCCAAAUGAUCCACACUACAGAAAGAAUGCUUUCGAUGCAGGGGAAGAUGGUCUUGGUAAAAAUGCGCAUUCUCUUAAGAAGGGGUGUGAUUGUUUGGGCUAUAUUAAAUACUUUGAUGCCCAUUUUACAGAUUUCACUGGUGGAGUUGAAACCAUUGAAAAUUGUGUUUGUUUGCAUGAGGAAGAUCAUGGAAUUCUAUGGAAGCAUCAAGACUGGAGAACAGGUUUAGCCGAAGUACGGAGGUCUAGACGGUUAACAGUGUCGUUCAUUUGUACUGUGGCGAAUUACGAGUAUGGAUUCUAUUGGCACUUCUAUCAGGAUGGAAAAAUUGAAGCUGAAGUUAAACUUACUGGAAUUCUCAGCUUAGGAGCACUACAACCUGGGGAAACUCGAAAAUAUGGUACAACUAUUGCUCCAGGUUUAUAUGCACCUGUUCAUCAACACUUCUUUGUUGCUCGUAUGGACAUGUCUGUUGAUUGCAGACCUGGUGAAGCUUUUAAUCAGGUUGUAGAGGUCGAUGUUAAAGUUGAGGAACCUGGUGAGAACAAUGUCCACAGUAAUGCGUUUUAUGCUGAGGAGAUGCUCCUCAAAUCUGAAUUGCAAGCAAUGCGCAAUUGUAAUCCUCUAACAGCUCGCCAUUGGAUUGUUAGGAACACAAGGACAGUAAACAGGACUGGACAGUUAACUGGCUACAAAUUAGUACCCGGUUCAAAUUGCUUGCCUUUAGCUGGUUCCGAGGCGAAGUUCUUAAGAAGAGCUGCUUUCUUGAAGCAUAAUCUUUGGGUGACUGCUUAUGCGCGUGAUGAAAUGUUUCCUGGAGGAGAGUUUCCAAAUCAGAAUCCUCGUGUGGCUGAAGGAUUAUCCACAUGGGUUAAGCAGAAUCGACCAUUAGAAGAAACUGACGUGGUACUUUGGUAUGUUUUUGGGGUCACACAUGUACCUCGAUUAGAAGAUUGGCCUGUUAUGCCAGUGGAGCGCAUUGGAUUUAUGCUUGUGCCACAUGGAUUUUUCAACUGCUCUCCUGCCGUGGAUGUUCCGCCCAGUACGUGCAGAUUAGAUGCAAAAGACAGCGAUGUCAAGGACACUGAGGUGGCCAAGCCCAUUGAAAAUGAAUUGCUCGCAAAGCUUUGAUGUCUCUUACGUUAAGUGUUACUACAACUAGCAUGGAAUGAAAUCUCUAACAUUUUCCCGAUGAUCCGUCCAACUUGUUCAGAUUCAGUAACAUCACGUACCCACAAUGAGUAAGACAGUUUGCACAGUAGUAACUUUGAGUUUGACUGCUGAUUGGUUUGUUUCUGGGAAAGAAUGUUUAUGGUAGUGCCGAUGUAACUAGGCAUAUGUCUAUCACUGUCGAAUUUAAUAACCCUGGCCCGCGGCUCAGCGGCUUCAUGGAUCAUCUUUUCAUUUGUGUUUUUUAACCUAUGACUGUGGUGUGAAAUCAUUCGUGUUUCUAUUUGUUUAGUGCAUGGUGUGUAAUGUAAUUAUGUCAGAACUGCUUCUCUUUUGCAAGUUUUGUUUGUUAAUUUGGUUUCUUGACU
Molecule: messenger RNA, 2981 nt
Organism: Tripterygium wilfordii
Lineage: Eukaryota; Viridiplantae; Streptophyta; Magnoliopsida; Celastrales; Celastraceae
Product: copper methylamine oxidase-like
Exons: 12
Coding region: 247-2574 (775 amino acids)
Biological process (GO): amine metabolic process
Molecular function (GO): copper ion binding; primary methylamine oxidase activity; quinone binding
Source: RefSeq, a predicted model, not a curated record